This is a messenger RNA of Neogale vison (American mink), 808 nucleotides long. RefSeq names its product G protein subunit gamma 14 (gene GNG14). The coding region runs from base 530 to 748 and encodes 72 amino acids. Gene Ontology annotation, cellular component: heterotrimeric G-protein complex. Gene Ontology annotation, biological process: G protein-coupled receptor signaling pathway. Lineage: Eukaryota; Metazoa; Chordata; Mammalia; Carnivora; Mustelidae. Gene Ontology annotation, molecular function: G-protein beta-subunit binding. The transcript has 4 exons. The record is from RefSeq and is a predicted model, not a curated record.
GCCUGCAGAGGGGGACGGGAAGUGGCUUAGUCACGUGACCUUCUUUGCGUCCCAUAAUCCAGGGCGCGGCCAUGUUUGCGCGUGCGUUCCGUAAUACGGAAGCUGCGAGGAGCCGCUGUUCCUUGUCUCGUGUCUUACCAAGCCUGAGAUGAAUAACGAUUCCUACUUUCACUGCCGCCUGCUGGAGACCCACCGCGUUGCGCGGCGCUUUCCCAUUCGUUUCUGUCCCUUCUGGGAAGGAGGGUGGCUUCUUAGACGUCGCCUUUCGACAGGAUUCGAGUCAUCAGGAAAUGUCAAAUAGUUUCUGCCCCUGAGCGUCUCUCGUCGAAUGGUUUAGUGAUCGCUGUCCGUACCUCUCAGGUCUCCAGAGCCUCCUCCACAUGCUGCGUAACCCUGCGGGCCGUUGCAGCUGUCGCUUCUUCUGGGAAGCCUCCUCUGACCUUCCUCUGGACUUAUCAGUGAACAAGAUGCAGACCCUGCCCUCCUGGAGUCCACAGUUUGGGGAGCUAGAAAGCUAACAACAAUAGUGAUGUCCGGCAAGGUGGCCAUUGGCAGUGACAUCGGGCAGGCCCGCCGGGCCGUGGAGCAGCUGCGGAUGGAGGCAGGCAUCGAACGCGUGAAGGUGUCCAAGGCGGCCUCCGACCUGCUGCAGUUCUGCAUGGAGCAGGCCAAGAGCGACCCCUUCCUCGUGGGCAUCCCCGCUGCCACCAACCCCUUCAAGGAGAAGAAGCCCUGCACCAUCCUGUGACCUCCACGGCCCCGACCACCCGGGAGGCCGCAAUAAACAUGAAGUGAGGGAUCCCUAGGA